AAUUUGAGAAGCGACCCGUCGAAACUGAAAGAAGGACUCGUCUUGAAGAUAAAUCUCUUUCUUUGGGCUUGGCAAAGAGAAGAAGUUUCGUCGAUAAAGGAAGAGUCGACGAGACUAACUGGUUUCGCAGACUAUAUCAACACAGUAAAUUUAUUCGGGCGUUUCUUAAAUGGCUGACUUGUUACGUUGCUUGACUAGAAGGAAAAGAAUUACUCGCGAGGAGAAAACAAACACCGAGUUGUCAAAAUGUCUUACAACGUGGGAUUUGACAUCUCUCGGGAUUGGGGCAACACUGGGUGCAGGAAUUUAUGUUGUCUCGGGACAAGUUGCUGCUAGUAUUGCGGGACCGGCAGUGAUAAUAUCAUUCGCUCUGGCGGCCGUUACAUCUAUCCUCUCGGGUCUAUGUUAUGCUGAAUUCGGCGCGCGUGUACCCAGAACUACUGGUUCGGCUUACGCCUACAGUUAUGUCACUGUUGGUGAAAUAUGGGCCUUUAUAAUAGGCUGGAAUUUGAUUCUCGAAUACAUGAUCGGUACUGCCGCAGAUGCACGGGCGUUAAGCGCUUGCUUUGAUUAUGUGAUUGGAAAUGUGAUAAGGAAUUUUACGCUGACUUACAUUGGAGAGAUAAAUACCCCGGGUCUAGGCACCUAUCCUGACUUCGUAUCUUUCAUCGUUACCAUCAUCGUAACAAUCGUAUUGGCUAUUGGUGUCAAACAAUCGUCAACGUUCAGUACUAUUUUCAACAUUUUAAACGUUUUGGUUGUGUUGUUUGUUGUGGUAGCAGGCAUGUAUUUCGUUGAUACAAAAAACUGGACAGAAGGACAGGGUUUCUUUCCAUAUGGAGCCUCGGGAGUGUUGAGUGGAGCAGCGACAUGCUUUUACGCUUAUGUUGGCUUCGAUAUCAUCGCCACGACGGGUGAAGAAGCCAAAAACGCGCCUAAAUCUAUACCAGUUGCUAUAGUUGUAUCCCUAGUAGUCAUAUUUGUGUGUUAUUUUGGAGUCUCUGCUGUAAUUACUUUGAUGGUUCCUUUCGAUCAGCUCGAUAAACUUUCGCCAAUUCCUAACGCAUUCGUCCAAAGAGGAUUUCCUCUCGCUAAAUACGUCAUUGGUAUAGGGGCUGUUUGUGGCCUAUCCUCGAGUCUUUUAGGCUCUCAGUUUCCUUUGCCUAGGAUCAUUUAUGCCAUGGCGUCAGAUGGAUUGCUCUUUAAAUCGUUAGCGAAAGUGAACCCACGAACUGAGGUUCCUGUGAUUGCCACAGUAUACCCAGGGCUUCUGACAGCCUUCAUUUCGUUGUUGUUUGAUUUAAAUGAGCUAGUUGAAAUGAUGUCCAUUGGGACAUUACUCGCAUACACUCUAGUGUCUCUUUGUGUUUUGAUCCUUCGUUAUCAACCCGAUGCUACUGAGGUACCUUCGACAUACCUAUUGCGCUUUGCAGAACCAGAGCAAGACGCCUAUGAAAAACUUUCUUCACCUGAUUAUAUUACAGACGAAUGGGACUACGAAAUAGCUACAAAUAGAAUGACCCCCCCUCCAAAUGCUGCGAACAGCCGUAGGGAGUAUUUAAACAAAGGUUUAUGUUCGAAAGAAUUGACAAAAUCUGACAGAGGAAACACGAAACAAUUUUUACAAAAUAAACCAAGGAGAGGACCAACAGCACAGAGCUUGCGUAUUGUGCAGUGGGCAGUAACUCUGAUGUUUUUCUCGUUCAUUGGGUUCUGUGCUGCAAUAGUCUAUGGUCUGGAUGCCUUACAAAGACGAAGCUACGUGAUUCUGAUGUUUCUUGUUAUUUUCGGGAUCCUGAUUUUAUUUGCUAUAGUUGUGAUUUGUCUACAACCUCAAAACACCAAUAAGAUUUCAUUCAGGGCGCCGUUUGUGCCGGCUCUUCCAAUGCUCGCCAUCUUUUUCAAUGUGUUUCUCAUGCUGAAGCUCUCCCGGUUGACAUGGAUCCGUUUUGGAAUUUGGAUGGGCUUAGGUGUGCUGUUGUAUUUCGGGUAUAGUGUUUGGAACAGUCGCGAGAGAAACAGAAUGCUUCAGGGACAAAGAUCAUUUGACAGGCAGGUUCUGUUAGCAGAAAACCUUGAUAGCAUGGACAUUGAAUAUGAGAUGGAAACGAUUCCAGCUCAUAGGGACGAUAUGGAGGAUGUUCCACCUAGUCCGUUUAAAUGGGACAGCUUGUAAAUAUACAGUUAUCGGUAAAACUUCGUGUCUCUUGAAUGAAGAUUAAUGCUGCAUUAUAUCUGGACGGAAAGCUGGAGGAGUCACGAGGAAGUGUUUGGUCGGAAAGGAAAUUAUAUGAGGUCAGAUUGGCGGCGAUUUUGAGGCAUGAUCCCCCCACUCCUUUUUCGUUCUCUCACUCUUCAACAAAAUGUGCGUGCUUUGUGCCAUCACUUCAUAAUUAUUCAACCAAGUCUUCCCUUGCCAGCCUGGGAAACACCCACACGAUCUAAUUUCGCAUUGUGAUCACACCAUUCUGAUACUCAACUAGUUGCAGUAUCACUUUGGCGCAACGCACAGGUAAAAUAUCGAUUAAUAUGACUACGUAACGACCGCAUGCGUAAAAUGGACAUAAAUUUGAUUUUAUUGAAAGUGUAAGCUAAGUGAAUAAAGGGCUUUUUGUACGUGA
Messenger RNA from Stylophora pistillata, 2621 nucleotides. RefSeq names its product high affinity cationic amino acid transporter 1. NCBI's taxonomy places the organism in Eukaryota, Metazoa, Cnidaria, Anthozoa, Scleractinia, Pocilloporidae. Gene Ontology annotation, molecular function: amino acid transmembrane transporter activity. Gene Ontology annotation, cellular component: plasma membrane. Gene Ontology annotation, biological process: transmembrane transport; amino acid transport. The record is from RefSeq and is a predicted model, not a curated record.